Messenger RNA from Medicago truncatula (barrel medic), 1330 nucleotides. Its product is annotated as probable adenylate kinase 1, chloroplastic. The coding region runs from base 97 to 957 and encodes 286 amino acids. The record is from RefSeq and is a predicted model, not a curated record. Lineage: Eukaryota; Viridiplantae; Streptophyta; Magnoliopsida; Fabales; Fabaceae. The transcript has 4 exons. Gene Ontology annotation, biological process: nucleobase-containing compound metabolic process. Gene Ontology annotation, molecular function: AMP kinase activity; ATP binding.
AAACAAAGACACCGAAAAAUUAAUUAUCAGUGUAAUCAAUCAUUUCAUUUCAUUAUUAUUAUUGGUCUUCCUUUGUCUCGUUCCUACAAAAUUCCCAUGGCGGCCUUCACCACCCGCCUUACCACGCGCGCGUCCUUCAUCUCUUCCGUCGCAAGGCGCUACCUCUCCUCCGAGCUCAACUCCCACGCGCCUCCGUACACCUCUGCGCCAUUCCGUCUUGUUGCUCCGCGUGGUGAAGAUCAGAAGAACAGUCACGUACGGUGGGUCUUCCUCGGUUGUCCUGGCGUCGGGAAAGGCACCUACGCUAGCCGUCUUUCAAAUCUCCUUGGUGUUCCUCACAUCGCCACUGGUGAUCUCGUUCGUGAAGAGCUCUCUUCAUCUGGUCCACUUUCUUCCCAGCUAUCAGAAAUUGUAAAACAAGGUCAAUUGGUGUCAGAUGAAAUUAUUAUAAAUUUAUUAUCAAAGAGACUCGAUGAUGGGGAAGCUAAAGGAGAACUGGGAUUUAUUCUUGAUGGUUUUCCUCGAACAAUAAAGCAAGCAGAAAUAUUGGAAGGGGUAGCUGACAUUGACUUGGUUAUCAAUCUGAGGCUUCCAGAAAAUGUACUGCUUGAGAAAUGCCUUGGCAGGAGGAUUUGCAAUCAGUGUGGGGGAAAUUUUAAUGUUGCUUCUAUUGACAUUAAGGCCGAGAAUGGGAUCCCUGGAAUUGUCAUGGCUCCGCUUCUUCCACCUACAGAUUGUAUGUCAAAGCUCAUUACUCGAUCAGAUGAUACUGAAGCAGUUGUCAAAGAAAGGCUUCGAAUAUACAAUGAAACGAGUCGGCCUGUGGAGGAGUUCUACCGCAGUAGAGGAAAAUUAUUGGAGUUUAACCUGCCUGGAGGAAUUCCAGAAUCUUGGCCGAAGUUGCUACAUGCUCUUAAUCUUGAUGAUUACGAGGAUAAGCACUCUGCUGCAGCAUAAAGAUAUAAUAAGAAUAAUGUACCAUAUUUCAUUCUUUGCAUGCAUAUAAUGCAUGCUUGACAAUUUUGCAGGAAAGAAAACCAAAGAAAAGGGAUUUCUCUAUUAGUAGUAGUAUUUUCAACCAAUACUGAUAUUGGAACUGUUGUAAUCUGAUAAAAACUGAUAGGGUUGGGUUUUCUUUCCUUUUUAAAUUUGCUUAAAUGGGUAGGAUUUCAGUGCUUUUAAAGUUAUUGUGAAGUGUGAGGUAAUCACAUUGCUUCAUAGAUAGUGUGGGCAAUCGAUAAGCUUCAAUAGAUCUGGUGCAUCCCUACUGUAUAGUUGUAACUUGAAUGCGAAUGAACUAAUCUAUUGGCAUUGAAACAUUUUGAGGUUA